GGGAAACGAUCCACCUGCAGCGCAGCGCAGCGCCUCGGUCUCGACCAGCUCCACAGCGCAAUUUGCCCGUCAGCGAGCCGAAAGCCCGAGCGGAGCGUCCUCGUAGCUUUCGCUGGUCAGCGGCGACGGGAGUGCCAUGGUCGCCUGAGCCCCGAGAGACCCCCCCCCCCGCCCUCUCCCCCGUGAGCAUGUCGGUGCUGUGCCUCCUCGCCGCCGCCCUCGUUGGGCAAAGCGCGGCCCGCUACGCCGCGAACUGGACGAGCCUGGACGCGCGGCCGCUGCCGUCGUGGUACGACGAGGCCAAGGUGGGCGUCUUCGUCCACUGGGGGGUGUUCUCCGUGCCCGGCUUUCAGAGCGAGUGGUUCUGGUGGAACUGGCAGGGCCGACAGCCCCCGGACGCGAGCAUCGUGAGCUACAUGGCCCGGAACUACCCGCCCGGCUUCAGCUACGCGGAGUUCGCGCCUCAGUUCAAGGCUCAGUUCUUCAACCCGGAGCAGUGGGCCGACAUAUUCAAGGCGUCCGGGGCGAAGUAUGUCGUCCUCACCGCCAAACACCACGAGGGCUUUACCAACUGGGGCUCUCCCUACUCCUGGAACUGGAACUCGGUGGACAAUGGUCCUCACAGGGACCUGGUGGGAGACCUGGGAGACGCCGUGCGCAAAAGGUCGUUGCACUACGGACUGUACAACUCCCUGUACGAGUGGUUCCACCCUCUCUACUUGCUCGACAAGAAGAAUGGAUUCAAAACACAGCACUUUGUGCUGGAUAAACUCCUACCAGAGCUUUACAACAUGGUUGUCAGGUACAAACCUGAGCUCAUCUGGUCCGACGGGGACUGGGAAGCACCUGACACCUACUGGAACUCCACCCAGUUCCUGGCCUGGCUCUACAAUGACAGCCCUGUCAAGGAUACCAUUGUGACCAAUGACCGAUGGGGAGCUGGCUGUGCCUGUAAACAUGGUGGCUACUACAACUGUGCAGACAAGUACACUCCGGGCAAGCUGCCCAAGCACAAGUGGGAGAAGUGCACUUCUGUGGACACGUUAUCCUGGGGUUACCGGUGGAACAUGCAGCUGCGUGAACUGAUGGGCUUACCCUCCAUCAUAAAGGAUCUGGUCUACACUGUUGCUCUGGGAGGAAACUACCUUCUGAAUGUGGGCCCCACAAUUGAGGGGAUGAUCCCUCCGGUGUUUGAGGAGAGGCUUAAGGGUGUUGGGGCCUGGCUAGAUAUCAACGGGGAGGCCAUCUACGCCUCUAAACCCUGGAGGGUCCAGGCGGACAACACCACUGUGCCAGUCUGGUAUACAUCUAAAGGGACCACCGUCUAUGCCAUCAUCACAGACAAACCUUCCAAGUCCACAUUGCAACUGUUUGAACCCAAAACAUCAGCAGCCACUCAGGUGACCUUAUUGGGGAAUCCGAAGCCCUUACCCUGGUCCCCAGUCAGUCCCAGUUCUGGCCUGAUCAUCCUCCUGCCCCAGCUGCCCUUUACCCCCGGUGAGGCCUGGACUCUGAAACUGGAGGCUGUUCAGUGAGCCUGAAACACCUCGGCUGAUUUGAAUGUGGCUCGCAUUUGGGACUUAAUAUACUCAGGUUUUUAUUAUGUGGGAUAAAGGGGAUACUUUUGCACAUGGGACUUUUUCCAAAAAAGGAAAUAUUGCAGAUUUCAGGUUGAAUUUGCCACUGACUCUUAAUUUUAAAAAAAAUGAUUUAUUGAUUGUAAAUGAACUGUCUUAACUGUCUAAUUUCUAUUUCAUAAGUGAAUCAUUUCAUGUUUUAUAUUUUUACUGUACCCUUUUUUUAAAUUGCUGAAAUGGUUGGAUGAGUGAUUUUCUGAAAUAUGCACAACUUUAAGAUGCAUUAAAAUGCUUUUAUGCAAGA
Molecule: messenger RNA, 1881 nt
Organism: Scophthalmus maximus (turbot)
Lineage: Eukaryota; Metazoa; Chordata; Actinopteri; Pleuronectiformes; Scophthalmidae
Product: tissue alpha-L-fucosidase
Exons: 8
Coding region: 189-1535 (448 amino acids)
Biological process (GO): fucose metabolic process; glycoside catabolic process
Cellular component (GO): lysosome
Molecular function (GO): alpha-L-fucosidase activity
Source: RefSeq, a predicted model, not a curated record